Colletotrichum graminicola M1.001 is the source of this 2634-nucleotide messenger RNA. Its product is annotated as Rad17 cell cycle checkpoint protein. The record is from RefSeq and is a predicted model, not a curated record. Bases 1 to 2634 code for a protein of 877 amino acids. Gene Ontology annotation, molecular function: chromatin binding. Lineage: Eukaryota; Fungi; Ascomycota; Sordariomycetes; Glomerellales; Glomerellaceae. The transcript has a single exon. Gene Ontology annotation, biological process: DNA repair; mitotic DNA replication checkpoint signaling; DNA damage checkpoint signaling.
AUGGCCCCGCCUGCCAAACGAAGAAGGCGCAACGUCGUCGAGUCCGACGAUGAAGACGAUCAACAGCCAAAGACGAACACCCUCACAAACUUCCUCCUCUCGUCACCUGCGAAAUCCGACAGCCGGGGCGCUUCCGUCUCCCCGAGUCCCACGAAACCGAAGCCCCGUGUCGCCUACAACACCCGAGCUGUCGCGACCCCCGCCGUCCUCCAGUCCCGGAACGGCCAAUCCAACAAGGGCACAAAGAGCCCGAGCACGAGCCCGGAAAAGUUCAAGGGGAAGCAGCAGAAGCGCGUCAAAGUGGAUGACAAGGGCCGAAAUGGCGACCUCAUGACGCUCUUCUCCAAGCAGGCGUCCAAGGCCAGCGCCAGGCCGGCCGCCGCUUCGAGGACAGUACCUCUCGACGACAUCGUGAGCGACCCCAUCUCAGAGGAAGACGAUGUCGCGGAGCAGAAAGCUAGCACGUCGAGCAUCGUUGGCCAAAAUGCACGGAAACGCUUUCGAGACAGCACGCCCAUCUCUUCCUCGGCAACAGCUGGCUCGAGCCAAAAGUUCCUCAAGCCUCCCCGUCCGAUGAAGCCGGCAGGGCUCGACGACGACGACGACGACCUGCGGCCCUGGUCGGAACGGUUUGGCCCGCUCAACCUAGAAGAACUGGCCGUGCACAAGAGAAAGGUGGCCGAUGUUAGAAAGUGGCUGGAGGACGUCGUCGGCGGCCGCUUGCGCCAACGUCUGCUCCUCCUCAAAGGUGCCGCGGGUUCGGGGAAGACCACCGCCAUGAGACUGUUGGCGAAGGACAUGGGCUAUGAGCUUCUGGAGUGGAGAAAUCCAACAAACACCCUCGGCGCGCAUCUUGGGUACACAUCCGCCUCGGCGCAGUUCCAAGAGUUCCUGAGCAGAGGUGGAAAGUUUGGGCAGCUCGACACAGAUGUGCCGACCGAAGCACCGCGUCCAGCCAACGAAAAGUCCGCCUCUGCGGGGAAGAUUAUCCUCAUAGAGGAGUUUCCCAACACCUUUUCGAGGUCAUCGACUGCUCUUUCUUCCUUUCGAAGCACACUCCUGGAAUACUUGGCGGCGAACACACCUUCGUUGACGACCUUUGGGCGGCGGUCGCCCAGUGAACCCAUCACCCCUGUCGUGUUGAUCGUCUCGGAAACGCUGUUGACCACGACAUCGGCCUCGGCAGACAGCUUUACUGCUCACCGACUGCUGGGCCCGGAGAUCUUGCGACACCCCGGGACACGCGUCAUCGAGUUCAACACCAUCGCGCCCACUCUGCUCGCGAAAGCCCUGGAGCUGGUCGUGCUGAAAGAGGCACGCAAGUCGGGCAGGAAGCGCACACCGGGCCCUCAAGUGCUGAAGCGUCUAGGCGAGAUCGGGGACAUACGCAGCGCGAUAUCCUCUUUGGAGUUUAUGUGUCUGAAGGGCGAUCAAGACGCGGACUGGGGAGCCAAGGUUGCCUUGUCGAAGCAGUCGAAGGGCGCCAAGGCAGGCAUAUCCCUUACCAAGGGGGAGAAGGAGACGCUGGAGCUGAUAUCUCAACGCGAGGCCAGUCUCGGCAUCUUCCACGCCGUUGGGAAAGUGGUCUACAACAAGAGGGACGAGACGCCCUCGGCGUCAAAUGCAGCAGAGCGCUUGCCCAGCUACAUCGCCCACCAUUCGCGGCCGAAGCCGUCGGAGGUCUCGGUCGAUGCGCUGAUGGACGAAACCGGCACAGACACGCAGACCUUCGUCUCUGCUCUCCACGAGAACUACAUGUUCUCUUGCGAGACCGUGCCGCCUUUUGACGCGUCGACGCCCCUGGAUUAUGUUAACGGAUGCAUAGAGUACCUCUCGGAGAGCGAUUUACUCCUUCCGUGCCGGGACAGCUUCUUUGGCGGCAGAGGCUCGUCUGCAAGCUUCGGCAGGGACUCGGGUAGCCACGUGCUUCGACAAGACGAGAUUGCCUUCCAGGUCGCCGUCCGCGGGAUGCUGUUCUCUUUGCCGUCCCCUGUAAAACGCAAAGCGUCGACUGGCGCCAAGGGUGCGGAUGCAUUCAAGAUGUUCUACCCGACCAGCAUCAAGCUUUGGCGGACAAAGGAGGAAUUCGAAGCUCUCGUGGACGUGUGGUCCACGAAGCUCAUGAAAGGGGAGGAGACGGCGUCCCGAAGGAGUCUCACGGAGGGGGCCAGCGCGUUCCGUCGGCCGAAGCAGACGGACGCGGGCAACUGGGUGGCCAACCGCCAGUCCAAGCCCAAGCCGGCCAACGAGAACGCAAAGGCCGACUCCAACGUCGCACCGCUCCUUUCUCUGGGGAGCGCAGCCCGGCGGGAGAUGCUGCUUGAGCGCCUGCCGUACAUGGCCUCCAUCGUCCGUGGGCGCAAGUCGACAUUGCACUCAUUCAAGCUUAGGGAAAUCGAGAAGGUUGUCUCGUUCCAAGGCAUCGGGCCGCAGACGGGUGACGAUGACGAGCCGGCCGAAGACGCGCCGGAGGACGGGGUCAUGACGGGCGACGCGUGGGCUACAGAUAAACCGUCAGAAGAGGCCUCGCCGCGGAAGUGGAGCUCGGUCAUUCGGCAUGCAGGAGACGGAUCGGUGGCGGGCUUGCGGGUGCAGAACCUGGUGAUCAGCGACGACGACAUCGAGGACGACUAG